Messenger RNA from Jatropha curcas, 2271 nucleotides. Its product is annotated as RING/FYVE/PHD zinc finger superfamily protein. The record is from RefSeq and is a predicted model, not a curated record. NCBI's taxonomy places the organism in Eukaryota, Viridiplantae, Streptophyta, Magnoliopsida, Malpighiales, Euphorbiaceae.
UCCGAGCCCAUGGCUUACCCCCCUCUAUCUCUCUGCAACUUUGUUUCAGUUUUCUCCCAAAUCAAAUGGCGAUAACCGUAUUUGAAGCUUGCAAGAAAAGAAAAAGAAGCCCAAAUAUCUUCACCACUUCUCACUUUUCCUCUACGGAAUCAUCGAUGAUGGAAUUUCGCGCUUCAUUUAGAGAGAACAUCAAACAAUUUCUUAAACGAUGCGCAGAGAGUGAAGAUUAUAGUAUUGGUGGAAAUUCAGUUUGGUGUGCUUUGCUUGUUAGUGAAUCCAGCGGCGUCGUUUUUCCUCUCUACAUCGUUGAGGAGAACAUGAAGGAUUCUUCAUCGUCGCAGUCUCUUUGUGACCUUUGCAGAUUCGUUGGCUGGAGUCACCAUUUUGUGUCCAAAAGAAACUAUCACCUCAUAAUUCCAGAGGAUUGUAAAUGGAGUAGGCCUUUAAAGAAAGAGUCCCUUAAACUACAAACCCAUCUCUUACACGGUGUCAUUCACUGCAAUGGCUUUGGCCAUUUACUUUGCAUCAAAACUAAAGCAAAUUUAAGCUAUCUUCAAGGAGAAGAACUCAUGAGUCUUUGGGAUAAUAUGUGCGACAUUCUUCAAACUCGGGAUAUUUCAGUUCAUGAUAUGUCAAAGGAGGGAUCCAUGGACCUUAGAUUACUUAAUGGAGUUGCAUAUGGGCGUUCUUGGUUUGGUAAAUGGGGUUACAAGUUAUACCGUGGAAGCUUUGGUGUCACAAAGCAGCAAUACAAUAGAGCUAUUGAAAUCCUUAGCUCAUUAGAGCUUAGUAAGAUUAUUCAUGAGUCCAGCACAAAAAGACAAGGAAAAUUGAUUGAGGAAAUUAUUCAAACUUAUAUAAAAGUUAGUGAGACCCCAUUGGUUACUAUUAGUGAUUUAUUCCACUUCAUGCUUUCUUUUGAGUCCAAAUCCGCUAUCCAAAGAAAAACAGCAGUAGCAUUGGCUUCAAUUUUGUCAAAAUCCUCAACAGACAUAAAACCUCAAGCCAAAACGCCUAAGCUGCAAAGCCAUCCAAAUGACCAUAAGUCGCUUGCUUCUUUUGUUGCUAAAUUGGAUACUAGAUGGCCUGCGAGAAGAUUGGAGUAUGCAGUGAAAGUAAUUUUUCAAAGUCUGGAAACAAAUGGAGCUAGAAUGCUUCGCCAAGACUUGAGAGAUUCAGUUAGAGGUCAAAUUGGUGAUACUGGUUUGAUCGAUUGUGUUUUAAAACAUAUUGAUAAGGUUAUUGUAGGCGAUAAAAUUAUUCUACGUGCAACUAAUACUAGCAGGUUGUUAGAAUUUUCACUUGCAAAUAUUUCUGAUGCAGUUACAGAUGAAAGGAAAGUAGAGCCACGGACUAAUAAUACAUUGGCUCCACAACCAGGAUUAGAUGUUUACAAGGAUUUGCUUUACUUGUACAAGAAUGUUUUAAUGGGGUACCCUGAAUAUCAUGCAGUUAGUAUAGCAGCAAAAGUAAUCUUGGACAGCAAACAUUUUGUUAAGGAGAGGCAAUUUAAGAGCAGUAACGAGGACAUGUUACUAAGACUAAUUUGCCAAGUUAGACCGAGUUAUGAUGAGUUAGUGAAUGACCUAACUCGGCCAUUGCCUCCAGGUGAAAUAGUCACGGCUCAAGAACGUACAACAGUUUGUGAGCUGAAAAUGAUAGUGCAAUAUGCAUUGAGAGAUACUUAUUGUAUAAUGGAAAAUUUUGUAGUGAAAGAUAUACAGAUUGGUGAAUUGGUGACAAAGGAGGACCAGGAUUUGGUCAAGUGUGGUGUGGAGCAGGGUAUGCAGGUUUGGGUGAGAGGGCAUGGACUGGACUUGGGUACAAAGAUGAGGUAUCAAGGUGGGGAUAAUGAUUGGACAGUGGAUUGUAGAUGUGGGGCAAAGGAUGAUGAUGGAGAAAGAAUGGUGGCAUGUGAUGUUUGCCAUGUUUGGCAGCAUACUAGGUGCAACAACAUUAAGGAUGGGGAUGCUCCUCCUUCUCUCUUUCAAUGUCGUUUGUGCAGUUCCAGGAUGAAGAAGAAACAGGCUGCAAGUUGUAACUCAACCAAGAAAAAAGGCUUGCUGGUAUAGCUAAUAGCUCCAUGUGAAUUGUGAAAAGUUCUGUCGGCAUGCAAACUAUUGUACAAAGGAAGAAUUCACUCAAUGACUUGGCCUUAUUUCAUUAUUCAACCUGUUGAAUUCUUUUUUGAAAAAAAAAAGUUAUUUGCAGGAAAAUUUUAUGAAAAUUGAAUUAAACUUGGAAUUUAUUUUGUAUAUUGAUUAAGUGAAA